Xiphophorus maculatus (southern platyfish) is the source of this 855-nucleotide messenger RNA. RefSeq names its product RNA binding motif protein 8A (gene rbm8a). Gene Ontology annotation, molecular function: mRNA binding. Gene Ontology annotation, biological process: RNA splicing. Gene Ontology annotation, cellular component: exon-exon junction complex; cytoplasm; nucleus. The record is from RefSeq and is a predicted model, not a curated record. The transcript has 6 exons. Lineage: Eukaryota; Metazoa; Chordata; Actinopteri; Cyprinodontiformes; Poeciliidae. Bases 51 to 572 code for a protein of 173 amino acids.
UGAAUCAAUGCAAAGAAGAACACACGCUAGUGUACACAGAGAACGGCAUCAUGGCGGACGUGUUAGAUCUUCAUGAGGCGGGAGGCGAAGACUUUCCUAUGGAUGAGGAUGAGAGCAUCCACAAGCUGAAAGAGAAGGCCAAGAAGAGAAAAGGACGAGGCUUCGGCUUGGAGGAGGGAUCCAGGUCCAGAGCUAAAGAGGACUAUGACACUGUGGAGCAAGAUGGGGAUGAACCAGGUCCUCAGAGAUCGGUGGAGGGCUGGAUCCUGUUUGUGACUGGUGUGCAUGAGGAGGCAACAGAGGAGGACAUCCAUGACAAGUUUUCAGAGUUUGGAGAAAUUAAGAACCUGCAUCUUAACCUUGAUCGAAGAACAGGUUACCUGAAGGGCUACGCACUAGUGGAGUAUGAGACGUACAAAGAAGCGCAGGCAGCCAUGGAGGGCCUCAAUGGUCAGGACAUGAUGGGCCAGACGAUCAGUGUAGACUGGGCGUUUGUCAGAGGACCCCCGAAGAACAAGAGGAGGGGAGGUGGACGGAGACGCAGCAGAAGUCCAGACCGGAGACGACGUUGAGUGCUUGCAUGGAAGAGUGAAACCGCAUCACAAUUGAUUUAAAAAUAAAAAUCUUGGUAUUUUUUCCCUAAUAUUGUUUGAGCAACAGUUAGACCCAGCAUCUGGAGAUGCCAGAAGAAGCCAAUUUAUCUGCAUCAUCUGCAGCACAUUUAAGUCUCUUAGUGAAACUUUGGUCAUACAUGUUUAUAGUUUUCACGACUUCCUCAAAUGUUUGUGUUUGAAUUUCAUUGUGAUUGUUUUGUGCUUUUAUAACCUGGGGACAAAUAAAGUUUUAAAACAUAAA